AUGAUGGGGAUGAUGAAGGGGCUCAUGGAGAUGAUGGGGAUUAUGGGGAUGAUGGGGAUGAUUCGGGUGAUGUGGAUGAUGGAGAUGAUAAAGAUGAUGGGGAUGAUGGGUGUGAUGGAGAUGAUGGGGAUUAGGGGGUUGAUGUGGAUGAUGGAGACGAUGGGGAUGAUGUGGAUGAUGUGGAUGAUGGAGAUGAUGAAGAUGAUGGGGGUGAUGGGGAUGAUGGAGAUGAUGGGGGUGAUGAGGAUUGAGAGGGUGAUGGAGAUAAUGGAGAUCAUGGGGAUGACGGGGUUGAUGGGGGUGAGGGGGAUAUUGGAGAUGAUGAAGAUGAUGGGGGUGAUGGGGAUGAUGGAGAUGAUGGGGGUGAUGGGGAUUAUGGGGAUGAUGGAGUUGAUGGAGAUGAUGGAGAUGAUAGGGAUGAUGGGGAUGAUGGGGAUGACGGGAUGUGGGGGUGAUGGGGAUUAUGGGGAUGAUGGAGUUGAUGGAGAUGAUGGGGAUGAUUCGGGUGAUGUGGAUGUUGGGGGUGAUGGGGAUAAAGGGGAUUAUGGGGAUGAUGGAUAUGAUGGGGGUGAUGGGGAUGAUAGGGAUGAUUGGGUUGAUGGGGAUAAAGGGGGUUAUGGGGGUGAUGGGGAUGAUGGAGAUAAUGGAGAUGAUGGGGGUGAUGGGGAUGAAGGGGAUGAUGGGGAUGAUGGAGAUAAUGGAGAUAAUGGGGUUGAUGGGGGUGAAGCUGCUGAUGGAGAUGAUGGAGAUGAUGGGGGUGAUGGGGAUGAAGAGGGUGAUGGAGAUGAUGGGGAUGAUUGGGGUGAUGGGGGUGAAGGGGGUGAUGGAGAUGAUGGAGAUGAUGGAGAUGAUAGGGAUGAUGGGGAUGAUGGGGAUAAAGAGGGUUAUGGGGGUGAUGUGGAUGAUGGGGAUGAUGGAGAUGAUGGAGAUGAUGGGGGUGAUGGUGCUCAUGGAGAUGAUGGAGAUGAUGGGGAUGAUGGGGGUUAUGGCGAUGAAGGGGUUGAAGGAGAUGAUGGGUGUGAUGGGGAUGAUGGAGAUGAUAGGGAUGAUGGGGAUGAUGGAUAUAAUGGGGGUGAUGGGAAAGAUAGGGAUGAUAGGGUUGAUGGUGAUAAAGAGGGUUAUGGGGGUGAUGUGGAUGAUGGGGAUGAUGGGGAUGAUGGAGAUGAUGGAGAUGAUGGGGGUGAUUGGGAUGAAGGGGCUCAUGGAGAUGAUGGGGAUUAUGGGGAUGAUGGAGAUGAUGGAGAUUAUAGGGAUGAUGGGGAUGAAAGGGGUGAUGGGGAUGAAGGGGGUGAAGGAGAUGAUGGAGAUGACGGGGUUGAUGGGGGUGAUGGGGAUGAUGGGGGUGAUGGAGAUGAAGGAGAUGAUGGAGAUGAUAGAGAUGAUGGGGAUAAAGGGGGUAAUGGGGAUGAUGGGGGUGAUGGAGAUGAUGAUGAUGGGGAUGAGGGGAAUGAUGUGGAUGAUAAGGAUGAUGGAUGUGAUGAGAUGAUGGAGAUUAUGGGGAUGAAUGGGGGUGAUGGGGAUGAUGGGGAUGAUGGAGAUGAUGGUGAUGAAGGGGGUGAUGGGGAUGAUGGGUGUGAUGGGGAUGAUGGAGAUGAUCGAGAUAAUGGAGACGAAAGGGCUGAUGGGGAUGAUUGGGUUGAUGGGGGUGAUGGGGAUGAUGGGUGUGAUGGAGAUGAUAAGGAUGAUGGAGAUGACUGGGAUGAAGGGGGUAAUGGGGAUGAUGGAGAUGAUGGGGAUGACGGGGGUGAUGGGGAUGAUGGGUGUGUUCGGGAUGAUGGAAAUGGUGGUAAUGAAGGGGGUGAUGGGGAUGAUGGGGAUGAUGGAGAUGAUGGUGAUGAAGGGGGUGAUGGGGAUGAUGGGUGUAAUGUGGAUGAUGGAGAUGUUGGAGAUGAUGGGGAUGAAGGGGGUGAUGGGGAUGAUGGAUGUGAUGGGGAUGAUGGAGAUGAUGGGGAUGAUGGAGAUGAUGGGGAUUAUGAGGAUGAAUGGGGUGAUGGGUAUGAUGGGGGUGAUGUGGUUGAUGGAGAUGAUGGAGAUGAUAGGGAUAAUGGAGGUGAUGGGGGUGAUGGGGAUAAAGGGGAUGAUGGGGAUGAUGGAGAUGAUGGGGGUGAUGUGGAUGAAUGA
Molecule: messenger RNA, 2121 nt
Organism: Danaus chrysippus (African queen)
Lineage: Eukaryota; Metazoa; Arthropoda; Insecta; Lepidoptera; Nymphalidae
Source: the annotation of a GenBank genome assembly